Messenger RNA from Lineus longissimus, 6778 nucleotides. Its product is annotated as retinoic acid receptor RXR-alpha-B-like. Gene Ontology annotation, cellular component: chromatin; nucleus. Gene Ontology annotation, molecular function: estrogen response element binding; nuclear receptor activity; zinc ion binding. Lineage: Eukaryota; Metazoa; Nemertea; Pilidiophora; Heteronemertea; Lineidae. Bases 182 to 1645 code for a protein of 487 amino acids. Gene Ontology annotation, biological process: regulation of transcription by RNA polymerase II. The transcript has 7 exons. The record is from RefSeq and is a predicted model, not a curated record.
UAACGACUGCUCCCCGCGAUAGCUGGUGGCCUGCUUUCGUUCGCAUUUGGAGACAAAUUGUUCGGUUUUCCUCGCAAUGUUUGUGGUGGCACGCAUAAUUAUGCGACGUUAGGCCAAUAUUCCUAUAAACCUCAACAUCCAGAUCCAACAAGUGCAAUUGUUUGGCUGUGUGCCUUUCAACAUGUCAUCAAUUCACACCCCUCCAUCAGCGUCGCGUAGCCUCGAAGCGGACGUUCACUCCGUAACGUCGUCGUCUCUCGCAUCCCGUGCCGACAGCGCCAUCCAUAGUAUGUAUUCCGAAACGCAAAGCAGCGUCGACUCCACGACAGACACCCUGUACAAAAGUAAACUGGACAUGUCCGGGAUGUACUUAGACGCUGGGUCCAUUGAUUCAGAAAAGGAAUCGGGACUCCUGUACGGCGAGCAACCCACUGUCGAUUCAACGAUUCCCCAACACCAUCUAUCGACGAGGGAUAAUCACGAUAAACCCGACACAUCGAGUGACAUGGUGAUCGAACUCCAAAACAAAUCGACGGACGACGACGAUGACGAAUUUGAAGAGGGAAACCAAUCGGACGGCAACGAGAAUCCAAACGGCGCAGAAAAGGAAAACGGACAGUUUUACGUAUCGUCAGAAAGUUCCAAUUAUUCGUAUUAUUGUUUAGUCUGCGGGGACAAGGGUUCUGGGUAUCACUACUCCGUGUAUUCUUGUGAGGGGUGCAAAGGUUUUUUCAAGCGUACGGUCCAGAAGAAUCUGACCUACGUCUGUAAGGAGAAGAAGGAGUGCGUCAUUAAUAAAAUGACGAGGAAUAACUGCCAGUAUUGCCGAUUCAUGAAGUGCUUAGAAGUCGGCAUGAAACGAGAAGCUGUGCGCGAAGAUCGAACCCCUGGUGGCAAACAUAAGCAUAAGAGAAUUCGAUUGGACGAUGGCACACUGGUACCGUGCUUCAUCUUGGACCCAGUGCAAGACAGCAUCGAUGAAAAGCUGCUCAAAGAGUUGACAGAGUUAAAACCUGACCUGAUACCCGAGGUUGAAGGUGGCGCCUCCGAUCUUGAUAACAUGACCAUCAACGACCUUAUGCAGUAUGGCUAUGAAGAACUACGGCUAAUUAUCAUGUGGGCGAAGAAGGUGCCAGGUUUUCCACAGCUGGCACUUGAAGAUCAGAUGGCCUUGCUAAAGAGCUCCUUCAUGGAGCUUAAUGUAUUGCGUUUGGCAUAUAGGUCUCUGGAUACACCCGACCAGGUCCGCUUCUGCGAGUUCAUUUCGAUGUCGUCCGAAGAUUGCGUGAAGAUUGGCUGGGGCUUCGACCUCAUCAACGCCACCUUGGAUUUCGUCAACAGGCUGAAGGAUGUCAUCGUGGAUAGGACUGAAUUUUGUGUGAUCAACGCACUGGUUUUAACUUAUCCAGAUGCACCUGGUGUAAAAGACAAAGGAAGCGUCACGGCUUUACAAACAAAAAUCCUCAACUGUCUCCGCCGAUACACAAUCAACACAUACCCGACAGAGCCGAGACGUUAUGGGAAGUUGUUGCUACGGUUACCGGCUCUCCGAACGGUCAGCGCCAAAGCCGCCGAGAAAUUCCUCAGCAUGACUGUGUCCGGUACGGUGAAAAUGACGAACCUCGUUAAGGAGAUGAUGCUUUGAACGCCACCUAUUGGUGUAGUGUAUAUUCGGCAGUUUUCAAAUGGGCGAUUUUGACUUGGGAGGUCGAUGGUGAUGUCACAAUUGCAUCGGUUUGUGGUGCUGGUAGGUGUGGUUGGUCUAUGUGUCAAUACCUAUGAAAGGAGGUGCAAAUUUUCGUACCUGGGACGAGGUGGUUGGAACGAAUGCUCAGUAGGCUGCUGGGCAAAUGUAAGGGUCGGUUCGAAUUGACCAACCACGAGACAGUUUGUAACUCGAAGUGGAUGCUGAGAUUUUCUCUGUUUUGCCGGGGAGGUGACCAUCUUUGCCUGCGAGGGAAAACAAUUCCAUUUGCCCAUUGGCUAAACUCAUCACAGUUAGCUCAAAUAACAUUUUGGGAAUUGUGGCAAUUUCAGCCUUGGGGCCAAUUUCCUCCCCCCGCCCCACCCACUUUACUUUGUGGUAUGCCAAAUAUGAUGAGUAAUUGCUUGUCAAAAAAGUGUCAAAUUAGAAGAAAAUGGAAUUCAUAUUGUGUUGGUGGGAGGUUUUAUUGGAAUGAUUUCAACAUUUUAAAGAAAAUGUUCGUCUGAACUGGCCGCUUCUUGAGCAAUUUAGCUAGACUCACGAAUGACACAUUGAGUUGAGGGAGACUUUAGUUGGCAGUGAACGACAACAGGUGGCGCUGAGGCCAGAUUGAGUUGUACAGACCGCCACCCUGUGAUGACAUAAUGAACUAGAGUGUAUAAUAUAAUAAACACUUAACGGUGGCCAUAGGAAUCCCUAUCCAAGAUGGUGGAUUAAUCCAUUUUUAAGAUUGUGCUUUAUAUUUUUUAUCACAAGGAUUUUUUCAAUGUAUGCGAUACAUGAUAACAAGGAUGGGCUGAAUUUGCCGGCAAAAGUCGUCUGUGGACUUUGAUGUUGAAGUCGCGAUAAGAGUUACAAAUAGUUGCUAUUUAAGGUGUUAUAUUGUAAAUACUUAUAUAAAAAUAUUGAAUAUGUAUCAUUGUAUCCAGGUGAGGAUAGAUGUUAGCAAGGUGGAGAUUUGGCACCACAUUCCCCUCGGGUUUGCCUCGAUUCGAGGUAGUAUUUCCUCGAAAUAUCAUCCUAUUUCCGAGCUAAUUUGCAGAAAAUGCUAAAAUUUCACGUCAAAGUCACAUUCAGAUGGCUCGAAAAUACUUCCAUCUUAUAAUGAUCCAAUAAAAAUUCCGUAGCAAAAGUGUUUGGAGAACUGUGAUGUCAUUUCCACGAAAUCCAACCUCGAACUGAGGCAUGCCCUCGGUAAAUGUGGUGCUGCCCUCGGUACAUGUGAUGCCAACUUUCCAGGGUGAUGAGGACACUUCUUAUAAUUAUACCAAUUUCAUAUAGACUCAAUCAUGGUUAUCCAUCUUGUUCAUGGGUGUAAAAUCAUAAAAACAUUUUCCUUCAGAAUUUGGCCGCUAAGUCACAAUCAUGUUUUGUCCGUUCUGUUAGUAUUCAAAUAUCGUCCUUCAUGAAUUUGCCGCAAUCAUGAAUAUCAGUAGUUUGCCGCUAUUGACCAAUAUUUUAGCUCCACCCGGUUUUGGUGAGACAAUCAAUACCGACAGUGAGGUAUCAAUUUCUAUUCUAAAACAUCUCAAAUUAAACAACGAAUAAUGUGGUUUUAAAUGCUUUUUGACUGCUUCCACAUUUUGCAGCAACCCAAGCGGUAAUGGUUGCCUAGCCCAAACCGCUGAAUUCAAAACAAGGCUUCAUUGGUGUGUCGUGCAUUUACACUGUAGAAUGGUUCAUUCUAAACCCAGUUGUUUUAGAAUAGUCCAUUAAAGUUUAUUAUUAGGGGUACUGGUAGGCUUUGGUUGCACAAUGCUUUUUGAAGCACCCUGUAUCCCAGAGACUUCAUUUAUAAAUUGAAAAUGCAUUAUGCUUUUAAUAUAUAGUCUGCUGUCUUAUCUAGCUUAUUUGAACUUGUGGAAAAUUUGAGACCGUCAAAAAAAAAAUUCCAUUAUUUUUUUCUUGAAUUACUGGUACCAAUAAAAUCACAAAAAAUUUCGCCUCGGUGCUUUUGGAGAUGAGGUUCAUCCAAGCACCAACUUGAUAAAAUAGUCUCGCUUUGCGUGUGUGUGUGCGGUUGGUCAGUGAUUGCCUGAGGUCAGAGGUCAAACGAUAGUUUGUGUUCAAACGUCUCGAGUCGAGGUGAGUCCGCCGUCCUGUUUUGAUAUGAAGUCGUGAUAGAUUGUCCGAUGUUUAAAAAAAAGUAUCCUGGUUUACUUAUCAAUUGACUUGUUCAAACCAGUUAAUAUAUUUGUGUUUCGUUGUGUUACAGUGCUGAAAAAGUCAUGUCAUGUUAAUUUUUUCACUGUGGGUGACGUGCAUAGCAUGUCAUGUGCAGAUGAUGUACAUGUCAUGUGCAGAUGAUGUACAUGUACAGUGCAUGUCAUGUGCAGAUGAUGUACAUGUACAGUGCAUGUCAUGUGCAGAUGAUGUACAUGUACAGUGCAUGUCAUGUGCAGAUGAUGUACAUGUACAGUGCAUGUCAUGUGCAGAUGAUGUACAUGUACAGUGCAUGUCAUGUGCAGAUGAUGUACAUGCACAGAGCAUGUCAUGUGCAGAUGAUGUACAUGUACAGAGCAUGUCAUGUGCAGAUGAUGUACAUGCACAGUGCAUGUCAUGUGCAGAUGAUGUACAUGCACAGAGCAUGCCAUGUGCAGAUGAUGUACAUGCACAGAGCAUGCCAUGUGCAGAUGAUGUACAUGUACAGAGCACGUCAUACCCUUCUAAAAUAUUUAUUCAUCAGCUUUUGGUGGCAACCUCUCUAAAUACGCCAAACACACUCGGGGAAAUUCAAUUUUAUUGAUUGAUAGUGUGUAGGUAUUUGGCUCCUGAAAAUCCGCAAAUAGAAAAAUUGGCACGGAGUUUUUCUUUACAAAACACGAAAUUCGUCCAUGAAAAAAAAGGAAUUUGGUGUUUUGCACAUUUUGAGGUGUCUUUUGGGUUUUGAGCAUUUUUUCAUAGAAUUUGCAAAAAAAACAAAAAGGAUUUGCAAAAAAUGGAUUUUUGGGGCCUCGUGUAGGUAUUUAUUUCAAAGAUGUUAUGAAGUUAUGAAAAGAUUGUAAUUCAUCUAUUCAGAAUGAAUGUGGAAUUUUUAUAAAAACAUGCUGAUUUAUUAGGGUUGUACGCUGAUCCUAAAGUCUCUAACUUGAAAGGAGCAGACCUUAGGAAUGACGCCUAGUGUAGAUAAAACCGCAUGAUGUAUAAGGCUUGCAAGAUAAAAGGUGUUAAAUUCCUUUGACCGGUGAAGUUGUCAAGAUUGUUGAAUUACGAAUGAAAAGUAACUAGGCAUCUCUUCAAGACAAUAAUGGCGACUGCCUGAUUAAAUUCUCGGAACUUUUGCCCACAUUUCUGCCGUCUGUGUCUUCUAAAUAUAGCAGAAUGCUCAGUGGGCUAUUGGCGUAACUACGACGGCUGCUGCGGGGCCGGUGGUCUCUGCGGUAAUCAUGGUUAAGUCAAGUGAUUAAAUCGAGUAAUGAAAUCAAGUUCAAGGUGUAUGUGUAUGUGUAUGUCCUUAUGAUAUUAUUAAGUCAAAAUCCUUGUUAAAGGCAUAUGCCGUUCGUUAAAAAUUUGAAAUUUGUAUUUGAAUUUGAAAAUUUCCAAAUGCUUUCAACUGGUUUGAAAUGGCAGGGUAUAGCGCUGCAUGUGCACUCCUUGGGCCUUGGUUUCUGAAGAAAGGUUUCUAGAUAAGCCGUGGGAGUACAUGUAUAGUUAAGCGCUUUGAUACAGGUUACACAACACUCUAAGAUUAAUAACUGACAUUUCAUUUCUUUGUUUUAAUAUGCUUUUUAGACAAGACGUGCCACCAAAGGUGUCAGGCUUACUCUAGAUGCUUACAUGCUUGUUGUCCAUCAUCCUAAGAUUCAGUUUUUUUCAUAUCGACAGGCGGAGUACAGUAGAACCUCUCUAUUAAGGACACCCUCGGGACUGACAAAUUAAGGACGCCCUCUGGACUGACAAGUGCUGUCCUUAGAGAGGUGUCCUGAUUAGAGAGGUCAAAUUGAAUGGAAACAAUUUGGGACUAAAACUAGUGUCCUUAAUAGAGAGGUUGUCCUGAACUGAGAGGUAUCUGCUAAGGGAGGUUCCACUGUACAUGUAUAUUGAAAACCACUGGUCCAAGGAUGGAUGUCCUGUAGAGCGCUGAGAGAUUGUUUAUAUUCGAGUAUCAGCUGCAUGUAUUUAUGUUGAAUAAAAUACACUGUUGCUAUUUUUAUGUGACCGUGAAGAGAUUCCCAUUGGCUGUGUUAACGUGAAUUUUGGUUCCACACGCGCGCAUCGGGAAAAUUAUAUUCUUUGCUCAGUGUCGAACCAGCCCAAUCGCAACAAAAUGCUCAAUAAUCAUACCUGUACUUGGUAUACAAGCACUGACCCUCAAUGUAUUGACAUUGCUCAGCGUCCACACAAUGCACAUCAGUAUGGACUUAGGAUACAAAGGCAAUACCGCUGGAAGCUCAGUGGUAUACCAGAUGCAUCUGGCUAAUGUGCAUUUCGUAAGGGAUAAUUUAGGUAUGUAUGCCUCUGGGGAGGUCCGGAAAAUCAGAAAAAUGUGCGCACGUACUUAAAGGAACCCUAUAGGCUGCAGCUUGGUAUGCUAGAGAAUGUUACAAUAAGAUGCCCAUAGGGGUCUCUUCCAUCUCAUAGUAUGUCGAAACUAUUCACGCUGUAACAGGAAUGUAUUUAGUUCUGAAUCAAACUUGACUCAGUGCCCUGACUGUCAGGGCACAGGGUCAAGUAGACUGUGCAUAUAAGUCACCAGAAGAUGGCCAAUUCAAACCCUGCUCCUGCCCAUAGUUGCCCUUUAAAGAAACAGUACUUGUGCAACAGAUUCUCAUGUAAGAAUAGCCUGCAAGAAAUAGUUCAUGGUCAAGUAAGAAUAGCAAUACUGGUUUCGCAUAAAAUAAGGCAUUUGUGAUACUGAAUACUGUAUCCUAUCUCUGAGGGGUUCGUUUCAUAGCCAUCCUCAUCGAAAAUGAUAAGAUGUUGAAAAAAUGUGUCUGUUAUUAUUGUGAUAUGCGCUGUGAGCAUUGUGAGCAGCAUGGCUAGGAAAUCGACAGUCCCUUGGAGAUGAGUUCACAGUAAUAGGGUCGAAUUUGUUGUUGUUGUCUUCAACCUAAUAAAAAUGUAUAUCUUAUA